This is a messenger RNA of Plutella xylostella (diamondback moth), 1747 nucleotides long. Lineage: Eukaryota; Metazoa; Arthropoda; Insecta; Lepidoptera; Plutellidae. The record is from RefSeq and is a predicted model, not a curated record.
AUAAUAUGUUGUUAAUGUUGUUUUGUUUUUAUUUUCAGCUUUUCCUUUUUUUCUUAUGAAUUAACUUACCCACCUGCUGAAAUAAUUGUAACUAUUAUGAAUUCUGCCGCAUCUCCAAACCCGCUAUACGGCAGGUUGACCAAUGAGCGUCGAUGGCAGUAGCCCGCUCCCCCCCGCCCCCGCGCGCGCCAUGCCCCCCCCGCAGCCCUACGCCGCGCAGGUGGCCGGUCAUCGCGGGGACACCGGGAAGCAGUAUUAUGGUCUCCUGCACCGCAACGACGGUAAAGUCCUAAAGCCAAUCCUCAAACCAACCCAAGCGCGGGAGAUAGCCUUCUACGAGCGCCUAUCUACCUCCACCGAGCCAGACUUACUGGAGUUACGCCUUCUCACGGCCAAGUACUACGGGACUGAGAGGGUGGUCUACAAUGGCGUGGAGAGAGAGUAUAUUGUGAUGGAAGACUUGGCCCAUGGCAUGCUGGAACCCUGUAUUAUGGAUGUUAAGAUUGGUAAGAGGACAUGGGACCCGCUGGCUUCAGAGGAAAAGAUUGCGCGAGAACAGGCCAAGUACUCGCUGUGUCGGCAGGAGUACAGCUUCUGUAUACCGGGAUUUCAGGUGUACAGACAAGCCGAUGGCGUGCUAGAGAGACAUGGCAAGGACUAUGGGAAGAAGUUACAUGGAGAGGCCGUCAAAAAUGCCCUCCGCACCUACCUCAACGGCCCCCGGCCGCCGCGCUCUCUUAUCCUUCGCUUCCUCGCCCCACUGUGGCGCCUCCAGCGGUGGUCCUCACGGCGGCGGAGUCUGAGACUGUACUGCGCCUCGCUACUGCUGGUGUAUGACGCGGGGCGGCUGCGCGGGGGUGAGGGGGACGGCAGCAAGAACAAAUCCAAACCCAACGGCCUCCGCAAAUCCAGUUCAGCCCCCGCCGUGGACGUGCACUCUCUACUGCCACCCUCGACCACGCACUCCAGUGACACCAACAUCACCAACAAAAUAUGCAACAUCAAGCGAGACUACUACGCGACCUUGCAAGACCUCUGCAACGACGGCCAAGAGAGAAGGCCCUGGGUCAGUCUCACGGUUAUAGACUUUGCUCAUGCAUUCUUCAGUGAGGAAGAGGAACAUGAUUAUAAUUUUCAAGAAGGUAUUGAUAGUCUGGUUGCGGUUUUUGAACAGUUGUUGAAAGAGACUGAUAGUUAUGUGCGUUAGUUAUGUGUUGGUGUAAGUUAUGGUUAGUUUUUAAGUGAGUUCUAAAAAUGUUACUUAAUUAUUUUAUCAUGCGAGCUCGUUUUUAAGGCGUUAUUUAAUUAUAUUAACUAUUUAGUACUUUAUUUAUAAAUUAUACACAAUAAUUAUAUGAAUAUACACAAUAAUUAUUAAAGUUAUAGUUUGAGAUCUCUGCCAAUUUAGCUAUCUGAGAAAUGUCCUACAUUUCUUUUUUUCCUCGAGUAUCAUAUCAAUGGGUUACGUACCGCAUGCCUUCUCAUUUUUUUAUAAGAAAAAUAGUAAAUAAAUUAAAAAAACAAAUUGUCGCUUUCGCAUUACAAAUAUUUAUUAUCAAAAUCAGCCAAAAUUAUUUUCCCAAAUAAAAAUUAUCUAUAAACUUAAUUAAAUUAAAUACCGUUGCAGCUUGAUUCAUCUUAUGAUUUCAUCUGUGACAUUUGUGACCCGCCGGGGGCAGAUGCUUGCGAAAUUCAGUUCUACGUGGAUUACUAAAAAUAUAACCUAUGUAUGUUUAAAACUUUAAUA